This is a messenger RNA of Trichoderma virens Gv29-8, 951 nucleotides long. RefSeq lists its product as uncharacterized. The transcript is spliced from 9 exons. Bases 1 to 951 code for a protein of 316 amino acids. NCBI's taxonomy places the organism in Eukaryota, Fungi, Ascomycota, Sordariomycetes, Hypocreales, Hypocreaceae. The record is from RefSeq and is a predicted model, not a curated record.
AUGGCCAAGGAGAGAUUGGAUGUUGUGGUAGAGGUUGGGUGGGCUGGCCAUGGUUGGAGAGGCGGACAGCCUAUUCUCUCCCCCAUCUUUGAGAUUGCUCGGAUGAGGGCUCAAAUCACGGAAGAGCGUGUAGCCGGUGAAAGAAGCCAUGCAAAGACGCAGGCGAAGCAAAACACCAGACCCAGCCUCUACGGUGGUGGGAUCCAUCAAAGAAACUCCGAGUACAAACACGCGCAAGUGUCCACUCCGUCCAAGCACUGCAGCUGCGUCUCCACAAAGAAGCUGCAAGAGGCGAGGCGAUGCUUCCAUCCAGCUUCUAGAGCGUCCAGCCCGAGUCCAAGCUCCGUCAAAGGACCGACCGACCUGGCUGGUGUUUGUUGGCAGAGACUUCAACAGCCAUUGCUCUUGCUCCUCGGCUUUGCGACCACAAGUGGUCCGGUGCGGUAUCGAUAUUACCUGGAUGGCGCCGUGGAGAAGAACAGCUCAGAGGGUCCGUAUUUUGCUGGCCGUUGCUCGGUUCCCAGAAUGCGCCAAUCCAGCACCCGCUCCAGCAUCACGGGAUCCCGCGCCUAUACAGGUCCGUUACCGCCCUCGUUAAUCGCCCAAUUUCGCUGCCAAUUUCCCUCUUCCCAGUCCAAGACUUUGAUCGAUCGCGGAGAACAACCGCUGAAGGGCCACCCCCAAGGACAGACAGACGGCAAGAAGAAGAAAAAACCUGGAAAGGCCAGCGCACGUUGCGCAGUGACCCUCGAGCGAGCCCAGACCCCCUUGCGCUGCCAGGUAUCACGGCUAGGGGGGCCUGGCAGGAAAACCGCAAAGGACCACACAGUGGGCGACUUUUGGGAGCUUGACGAUGGGCCAGGGGACGUGCGGACACUAGCCGGGCUGAACCCAUGCCCUGGUGGCUUGGAGAACGAUUUUUCUCCGUAUCGCAAGUUCCGCAUGCGGUGA